AUUGGGCAUUGAAACAUAGUGGGCUGUUUGGAAACUUACGCUAUGUCCAGAUUCGGACCCAAGGUUAAGGAGCUGCGGUUUCUUCUUACGCAAGCUGCUCCAUCUAGCUCUGGCAUAAGAGAUUACAUCCUUCGUCAUUAUCCAUCACUUAAAACUGCUAAUCCCCAUGUGAAGUUUAUGGUUCGUGAAUCAGAAGAUACUACACCAAAAGUGUUUGCUCGUUAUGAAAUGGGGAAAGAAGCAUGCAUUUCAAUAGCCAAUAACACAGCUGAUGAAAUAGCUGAAAAAUUGAAAUCGCUCAACCGUACAUAAUACUAUUUCUGUUGAUAGAUUGCAUAUAAUUAAGUUUUUGAACGAAAGUAGUCAUAAAUAUAGAUAAUUUUAUUUAUA
Molecule: messenger RNA, 390 nt
Organism: Trichobilharzia regenti
Lineage: Eukaryota; Metazoa; Platyhelminthes; Trematoda; Strigeidida; Schistosomatidae
Source: the annotation of a GenBank genome assembly